CUUUCGCUUUACAUAUAAAUACUUACAAGAUUACCGCUUAUCCGCGUUCACUAACAGCUUUCCUCUCUCCCACUUUUUUCUUGUCUACACAAUUAUCCAUUUCUUUUGUUCCUUUAAGCCCAGUACAACCUCACGUUUCCAUAUCCAUCUCCCUAACUCCAUUAAUGUCGACGGUCUCAGCUACUUCUGCUACCUGCACUUCUCCUCUGAGGCUCUCCUCCUUUCUCACCAAACAGGGGGCUGGAAACACUUCUAGUUUGAAGAUGGUUAGUGUUGGUUGGGAAAAAAAAGGCUUUCCUUCUCUGAGGACCUCUCGGUUCCAGGUCUCCUGUGGGGCCAAGCCUGAGACUGUGCAAAAAGUUUGUGAUAUAGUGAGGAAACAAUUGGCAUUGCCUGAUGAGACUGACCUUACUCCAGAGUCCAAGUUUUCUGCCCUUGGUGCUGAUUCACUUGAUACAGUGGAAAUAGUAAUGAGUUUGGAGGAAGAAUUUGGGAUAAGUGUAGAAGAGGAAAGCUCUCAGAACAUAACAACAGUUCAAGAAGCAGCUGAUUUAAUAGAGAAGCUUGUGCAAAGCAAGCCUGCAGCGUAGGUGUAGAGCCGAGAAAGUACAAGUUUUGAGCUUAGGGGCAAUUAUGUUGAGUUUGGUCCAAUUUAAAUUCCCUUGUAAUAUUUGAUUUGAAUUCAUUUUCAAUUCUUAAGUUUCUUUGUGAUUGAAAAUUGACAUGGUAAGUGUGUAAGCUUGUCUUGGACAUUGUCUAUUUUCUCUUUCUUUUUUAUAUGUAUUAAUUUGCUUUGGUACGAAAUGAUAACCAUUUGGCCCACA
Molecule: messenger RNA, 824 nt
Organism: Ziziphus jujuba (common jujube)
Lineage: Eukaryota; Viridiplantae; Streptophyta; Magnoliopsida; Rosales; Rhamnaceae
Product: acyl carrier protein 1, chloroplastic
Exons: 4
Coding region: 165-590 (141 amino acids)
Biological process (GO): fatty acid biosynthetic process
Molecular function (GO): phosphopantetheine binding; acyl carrier activity
Source: RefSeq, a predicted model, not a curated record